AUGUUGGUAUACUUAUGUUAGAAAUCAAUGUGCUUUAUUUACAUCUUUUUCUAGUUAUCCUUUUUAUUGUUUAAGAACGUAGUCAAAUAGUUUCGUCUCAAACAGAUGCUGAAAAAUGUGUCAAAUUUUCUGAAUGUUACAAAUAUUCAACUCUAUUUUAAAAAUUCAAAAGGAAGAUAUUGUUUUUUGGAUUAAUAUUGUGCUGAUACAAAUGACUGCAAUAAAUUAACAGUUUCAUUAAAUAACUUUCUUAUUUAACAUUAAUCCAAGAGAUGGAUUAGGUGA
Molecule: messenger RNA, 285 nt
Organism: Paramecium sonneborni
Lineage: Eukaryota; Ciliophora; Oligohymenophorea; Peniculida; Parameciidae
Source: the annotation of a GenBank genome assembly